GAGACAAAUGGCAAGCAAAAAACGAGAAGUCCAGCUCCAGUCAAUCAUCAACAGUCAGAACCUAUGGGAUGAGAUGUUGCUGAAUAAAGGCCUAACAGUGAUUGAUGUAUACCAGGCCUGGUGUGGACCUUGCAAAGCUGUGCAAGCUUUAUUCAGAAAACUGAAAAAUGAACUGAACGAAGAUGAGAUUCUUCAUUUUGCCGUUGCUGAAGCUGACAACAUUGUGACUCUGCAGCCAUUUAGAGAUAAAUGUGAGCCUGUGUUCCUCUUUAGUCUCAAUGGUAAAAUUGUUGCAAAGAUUCAGGGUGCAAAUGCACCACUUAUCAAUAAGAAGGUCAUUAACUUGAUAGACGAAGAGAGGAAAAUUGUAGCAGGUGAAAUGAUUCGUCCUCAGUAUAUGGAAAUUCCACUAGUAGAUCAAACUGAAGAAGAGCUGGCGGAAUCACAGUAUGAAAGUGUUGGGGAAAUUUACAACAUGGCUAUUAUUAAACCUGAUGCUGUACUCAGGAGAAAAAAUAUAGAAGUUAAGGAAAAAAUUAUCAAAGAAGGAUUUGUCAUAGAAGUACAGGACAACAUGUUUCUCCCCGAAGAACUAGUGAGGGAAUUCUAUAGUCAUUUAGCAGACCAGCCCGACUUUGAAGAGUUUGUAUCAUUUGUCACAAGCGGCAUAAGCUGUGUGCUCAUUAUAUCUCAAGGCCACGAACAAGAGGUUAUCCAGGAAGAAACUCAACCUCAGGAUGAAGCAGAAGAGGAGGAAUCAUCUGAGCAUCAGGAAGAGACUCACAUUAAGUUUGCACCUGUGGUGACAAAGAAGAAACGGGACAGUUUGCAAGAAUAUUUGGAACGACAACAUAUAUCUGAGUUUUGUGAUGUUGAGGAUAAUGUGUCUAGGGUUUCUGUGUUCAUUGACAUGUUAUUCCCUGAUUUCAAAACCAUGAAAAGCAUGAAUAUACAAAGAACCUUGGCAUUACUGAGGCCAGAAGUCUAUGAGGAAAGAAAAGAUGAUGUUUUGAACAUUAUUCAGAAUGAAGGGUUCACCAUACUGAUGCAAAGGCAACUAUUAUUGUCAGAGGAAGAAGCCAGAACAGUGUCCAAGAACUAUGAGAAUGAAGAGUAUUUUAAUAGACUGCUGGCUUACAUGUGCAGCAGUCCAUCUUACAUCCUUGUACUGCUGAGGGAAAAUGCUGUGGAAUAUUGGGAGCAGUUAAUGGGACCAAACAAUGUUGAGGAUGCUUUCGCAUAUCAUCCAGAGAGUUUAUGUGCACAGUUUGCCACAGGAACUUUUCCUAUUAACCAGUUCUAUGGAAGCAGUUCAAAGGCAGUAGCUGAGAAAGACAUAGAAUGUUUCUUCCCUCCUCAGACAACACUGGCAUUGAUCAAGCCUCAUGUGACUCAGGAACAAAGACUGGAGAUCCUGAAAGCCAUUAAAGAAGCAGGAUUUGAGAUCUCCCUGCUGAAGGAAAUAUACCUGAAUCCAGAGAAUGCAAACAAAAUUUAUUUCAAAAUAACAGGAAAAGAAUUUUAUAAAAAUGUCUUGGAAGUCUUAUCUUCGGGUACAUCUGUAGUCAUGACUCUGACCAAGUGGAAUGCUAUUGCAGAAUGGAGACGAAUGAUGGGCCCAGUAGACCCGGAAGAAGCAAAACUUCUUUCCCCAGAUUCCCUCCGAGCCAAAUAUGGAGUAGACAUUUUGAGAAAUGCUGUCCAUGGGGCAUCUAACAUAUCAGAAGCAACAGUCAGCAUCAGUAAUGUGUUCACAGAAGAUAAUUCCGAGGAUGAAGAACAGUAG
Molecule: messenger RNA, 1786 nt
Organism: Phodopus roborovskii (desert hamster)
Lineage: Eukaryota; Metazoa; Chordata; Mammalia; Rodentia; Cricetidae
Product: thioredoxin domain-containing protein 3-like
Exons: 15
Coding region: 8-1786 (592 amino acids)
Source: RefSeq, a predicted model, not a curated record